AUGAUGCAUCAAAAGAUAAAGAAUAACAGGUUCAGAGGAGUUAAACCAUUUCAGAAGUUUCAAAGAGGAGAAUCUUAAAAAGUACUGCCUUUCAAGGGAUAAGAUGGAGGCACUCUUGAAUAUAUACCUUCAUAGCAGAAAUACAAUUUAAACUCAAAUAACAUACUUAAGGAUACAAAUGAUAUCUAUUUUAAAGGAGGUUAUGAUUAACAAGUAGAUAAGAGAGUUAUGUCUGCUAAAAACUACAGCAAUUAUAAGAUGCAAAUGAUAAACUCAUUCAAAGCAUACAAAAAGUAUUAUUUUUCAUGCUAAUUUAAUCUUAGAGAUGAUAUUACUCCAUUUUUAUUAUCAAAUAAGGCUAUUAUGUAAGCGAGAACAGCUAAUAACUUUACUCAACAAAAGUCGUCAUCAACAAAAUAGCUGGGUUUAGUGAUAGAUAAAAAUGUGAUUAGAAAUAAGUCAUAGAGAAGAAGCACUUUGAAUAUCUUUGAAAGAGAGCAACUUAACGAGGAAUGUCUAUAGCUAAAAGAUCAAAUCAAUGAAUUGAAGGAAUCAGUUUUAGUUUUGAAGAAUCAAAGACAAUUUCUCCAAAAUGAACUUACAAAAAGGGAUAAGACUAUUGAAGAACUAAAUAAUGCUCUUUACUACUAGUAGCCUGUAUUCCAAACGCAAAAGAUGGCUUAAAAAGUAGCCAAAUAGCAAAUGAACUUCAGUCCUAACCUAGUUAUAAAUCUUAAGAGAAACAUGAAUGAUUUGCAUACUUAGCUAUAAGAAAAAGACUUUGAAUUAGACAAGAUAAAGAAAAAGAUGAAGUACACAAAGAUUAUAGAACUAGAAAUAGAACUUUAAGAGAGGGAUAAAAUUCUUAUGUAGAUGCAAGAAUAUCUUAAACUCAACUCCCAACAAUACUCUUAAUUAGUAAAUCAGCAAAGAAAUAACAGUGGCAUUGGAUUACAGAGUUAAGGUUCAAAUUCUAUGAACAAUAUCUAAGAUAUUUAACCAAAGUUAAAUACUCUUUAUAAUAUUUCUACGGCUUAGCAUAAUGGCAAAGGAAAUGAUUCAUCUCCUUAGUAGGAUGCCUUGGUCAAAACCUUAAAUGAUCAAAUCACCUAACUUAAGGACUAGCUGACCUAGUCAUAAAAAUAAAAUUAAUCCAAAUAGAAAGAGGUAGAUAAUAUGAAGAAAAUGCACUAAGAACUCCAAGAAAAUUCAAAUAGACUGAUAGAAACAAUGAACUAGAAUAACAUAAGGCAAUCUCAAGAGAACCUUUUGCUAAGAUAAUCAUCAUCCGAAACUGAUAUACUUAAGCAGCAAAUAAUGUAACUGUAAAAUGAUAAGCAAAGUCUCUAAGAUGAGCUUGAUGAAAAUAGAUAGCUUCAAUUUAAUGAAAAAGAUAAUCAAUAAUCAGACUUAGAGCAGUAGCUAAGAGAUGAAAUUUUAAAAUUGAAAUCCAAAUUAUCAGAGCAAGAAAGGAUGAAUGACAGUUUCAGAUAUAAGGAUGAGGAAAAGGAAGAUUAAAUAUCUGAGUAUAAGAGUUAAAUAACCACUUUGAAUGAUUAAAUUGAAAAUCUCAGCACUUAAAUCUAGAGUAAUCAUGAAGAAGUGAAGGAUAAGGAGAACAAAAUAAAGAUACUGACUGAUAAGCUUAAAUAUCUCAAUGAAAACUUUGCCUUAUUAUAAGACGAAAUCAAGGAAAAAGAUGAAAAAAUGCAAGGAAAAGAAAAUAAGUUGAAGGAAUAGGCUGAAAAGAUUCUAGAAAUGGAAAAAGAAAUUGAAAAACUCAAGACAUAACCCCCUCCAAGAUAAAGAGGGUCUAUUAGAGUAACUUUUAAGGAUAUACCAAUAGAAAAUUCAGCAAACCCAGAUCAAAAGCCAGAAAGUGAAGAAAGAAAGUAGGAAGAGUCUGAAUCAUAAUCACCAUAAAAAGGAACUGAAAAAACACAUUCUGAGGAAAUUCAAUAGCCUAAGUAAGAAAUUAUUGCUAGAAAAUAAACAAAAUCCUUAUUCGAUGCUAUCAAGGAGGAAUAGGAGCGUGAAAAUCAAAUCCCUCUCAGUAGCUAUUCUAAGUAAGGCGAGAAAAUUAGUUUAGACGAUGACGAUUUCAGAGCAAAUAGCAAUAAGUAAUUGGCAGAGGAAGGUAUUUUGAAAAUGGCUUACUAUUUGAAGAAAAAUAAUGUUGAACUAAGAGACAUAUUUAUAGACAUGCUUUAUGACGACACGAUUGACGGUAAAGAAUUUGAACUGAUACCUAUAAGAGAGUUUAGCGAGUUUGCUCGUAAGACCAUGGAGCUAGAGGACUCUCAUGUUUAAGCCAUUAGCAUCAUGAUGUCAGAUCACUUCAUUGGAGAGUCUCUAGACUUUAAAUUUUUGUAUGAGAUCUUUGUGGAGCUUGGGAUAUUAAAGCCUAAGGUUACCCUGAAUAAUAAAUCAAUCAGAGUCCUUAAUAGAAUCAAAGAUUAUCUUGAGAAAAACGGCAUUGCCAGCAUAGUCAAGUUGCUUGAGGGUAAAACAUUUAAUCAAACCAUUAGAAUUAAGGGAAAACCUGAUUAGCAAAUAUUGAUGAUAAACACCAAAGUAUUCUUCGACUAUUUGCAGGAAAUUUAAAUCAGAAAAUCAAAUAAAGAACUUGAGGAUGUCUAAAUUAACUUUGCCAUUCAUAAAAAAUUAAUUGACAACUUAAUGGUAGAAAAAUUGUCAAAGUAUAUUGGGGACAUGAGUGGCAACUCAACUCUCAAGAAGACAGGGACAAUUAAAAGAGCUAGAACUUAUGAAUAUGAGAAAGCAUAAGAGCAAGAACAACUUCUGAACCAGAUGAGGCAAUUAGAGGUCCAGCAAAAAGCUCAAUAAUCCAAGCUAACACAAGGUGAUGAUCUAAGCUCAAUUACAUCAAAUGAGGAUCAUAGCCAUAUUUAUGAGGACGAGGAAAAAGAGGAGAAAAUUGAUGACGAUGACGAGGAUAUUGAACAAAAUCGAUCUUAACAGCAGGAAGAAGUUGGUGGAGAAUAUGCAGAUCAGGCUUAGGAAUAGGAUUAUCAAGAAAUAUCCCCAAUGAAAGAGUCUUUCUAAGAUAAUUAUGAAGAGAGUGUGGAGGCAGCCCCUGAAAAUGAUGCAAUUUUAAGUGAAUAAGCAGCAAAUAAUAACAAUUCAAAUAUUGAAGAUGACUAUGAGAUUUGA
Molecule: messenger RNA, 3174 nt
Organism: Stylonychia lemnae
Lineage: Eukaryota; Ciliophora; Spirotrichea; Sporadotrichida; Oxytrichidae
Source: the annotation of a GenBank genome assembly